GUUCCCGAUCGAAAACCAUCAAACCCCACCGUGCCCAUCCCCCGAAAACCCCACAAACCACCGAGCCCCAGAACGAUAUCCUCCGAUCCCCCAAACCACCGCCUCCCAGUCUCAACCAUGGCGUUCCGGCUGAGCAACAACCUGAUCGGGAUCCUGAACGCGGUGACCUUCCUUCUCUCCAUCCCGAUCCUGGGCGCGGGCAUUUGGCUGGGCCACCGCGCCGACGGCACCGAGUGCGAGCGCUACCUCUCGGCGCCCGUAAUCGCGCUGGGGGUCUUCCUCCUCGUCGUCUCCAUCGCGGGGCUCGUCGGCGCCUGCUGCCGCGUCACCUGGCUGCUCUGGGUCUACCUCCUCGCUAUGUUCGUCCUCAUCGUCGCCCUCUUCUGCUUCACCGUCUUCGCCUUCGUCGUCACCAACCGGGGCGCCGGGGAGGCCGUGUCGGGCCGGGGGUACAAGGAGUACAGGCUUGGGGACUACUCCAACUGGCUGCAGAAGCGGGUGGAGAACCACAAGAACUGGAACAGGAUCAGGAGCUGCCUCCAGGGCUCCAAGGUCUGCAAGAACCUGCAGGACAAGAAGGAGUCGGUCACCGACUUCAUGCGUUCCGACCUCUCCCCGAUCGAGUCUGGGUGCUGCAAGCCCCCCACCAGCUGCGGCUUCACCUACGUCAGCGGCACGGACUGGACCAAGACCACCGCCACCAACUCGUCGUCGGACCCGGACUGCAACACCUGGAGCAACGAUGCGCUCUGCUACGACUGCCAGUCGUGCAAGGCCGGCGUGGUGGCCACCGUCAAGCGGGACUGGAAGCGCACCGCCAUCGUCUGCAUCGUCUUCCUCGUCUUCAUCAUCAUCGUCUACUCCAUCGGAUGCUGCGCUUUCAGGAAUAACCGCAGGGACAACGCCUACCACGGCGGCUGGAAGGGCGGGUACGCCUGAUCUGGUCGAUCCACCGUCGUUUCGGAGCCUAGCAGACGAGAUCCGCUGCUCGAUUGGUCGAGCGUGCCAGCUCAGUGCUCUGCUCUCGCUGUCCUGCGGUCGCUUUCGUCCUAUAUGUUUAGGCUUCAUCUAGCUCUGUACAGUCGAGAUUGUUACAGCUUCUUAUCGUCUGCUAGUCACUUUGUUAUGAUCUGAUCACUGGUCAGCAGUAGGUUUUGUACAUGCUGUUCGUUGAUUUUGAUAUACUGCUCUAUAUUCGUAUGUGGAUGCCUUUAUUCUACAUGUUACUUUGGUGAA
Molecule: messenger RNA, 1236 nt
Organism: Setaria italica (foxtail millet)
Lineage: Eukaryota; Viridiplantae; Streptophyta; Magnoliopsida; Poales; Poaceae
Product: tetraspanin-8
Exons: 2
Coding region: 118-939 (273 amino acids)
Biological process (GO): auxin-activated signaling pathway
Cellular component (GO): plasma membrane; plasmodesma
Source: RefSeq, a predicted model, not a curated record